Messenger RNA from Penicillium odoratum, 885 nucleotides. Its product is annotated as flavin reductase family protein. Lineage: Eukaryota; Fungi; Ascomycota; Eurotiomycetes; Eurotiales; Aspergillaceae. Gene Ontology annotation, molecular function: FMN binding; riboflavin reductase (NADPH) activity. The record is from RefSeq and is a predicted model, not a curated record. The coding region runs from base 1 to 885 and encodes 294 amino acids. The transcript has 2 exons.
AUGAAGCUAUCGGUUCCGCGACUUGCGGCCCGGGGAGCCCGCGGAGGCUCUUCACACACUGGAAACUCAAUAUACACACCAUCGCGCAGUCUGUCAUCUUUGCAAACUUUAUCCGCGCGGCCAACCCUCAAGCACAAUGCAACCUGCUCCCGACGAGAUAUCACCAAUGCUGCAACUCAAUCAACACCUACAAAUGAACCAGCACAACCCUCAACGACUAAUACAUCCAAUAAAAACGCCCUCACAUCCUCAAUAUCCGAACAUGUCCGCCUUCUCAUGCGCCGAGUUCCCUACCCCGUCGCCAUAAUCACAGCAACAGAUCCCACCGGACCUCAAGGCGCAUCCUCAUUCCGUGGCAUGACAGUCUCCUCAUUUAAUACUGUCACCCUCACACCACACCCGAUCAUCUCAUUCAACGUGCGCAGACCAUCAGAGACAUUAAACGCUCUACUCGCCUCCCGAAGAUUCCUAGUUCAUCUACUCGCCCCAGGACCAGCAACCGCUACACUUGCAAGAGAUUUCUCGAAGGGCAACAGCACGCUUUCGAGUAUCUUGAGCGGACAUGGUGAUUUUGAGUUUGGGCCGUUGGAUGUGUCUACUGGCGCCCCGGGCUCAGAAUCUGAGAACCCUCUUCCUAUUUUGAGGAGACGGGGUGGUUCGAAUGAAUUAAAGAGCAAUGACAGGAUUGAUUUUCCGUUCGUGCUUGAAUGUACUCUUCACCCGCAGAGGAUCGAUGUGCAGGACCACUCGAUUGUUCUGGGGACUGUCGUUCGCGCGGUUGAGGGUGUAGGUGCUGCGCAAGAUAUUGUCGAUGAGCAUUCGGCGGAGCGGUUAUGCUUGUCGUAUGCCAAUACUAAGUUUUGGAAGAUGGGGAAUGAGAUUUAA